Molecule: messenger RNA, 2657 nt
Organism: Haliotis rufescens (red abalone)
Lineage: Eukaryota; Metazoa; Mollusca; Gastropoda; Lepetellida; Haliotidae
Exons: 3
Coding region: 167-1765 (532 amino acids)
Source: RefSeq, a predicted model, not a curated record
GGCCCCACGGCCUUUGUCCGCUACCUCCACAGGAAAUUAAAUGUGUUAUGGGAUGAAGCCGCGGGUGUAUGGCAAGCUGGUGAAUAUCUUGUUUUAAUAGCCUUUGGAGAACAUAUAUUGAACUGGUUGACCUUCACCUUGCUACACGGUCACACCAGCCAACAACAUGGGUUCAAGGGAUCGGCCAAUCAGCAUUGACACACAAGAGGAGGUGGUUGACCUCGACGCUGAUACGAAGGAGUCGACUGACGAAGUGUUUUGCAACGAAGAGACUGAGGAGACGCCACACAAGAUAUACCUACUGUAUGACCCUAAUACACCUAAACCCAUAAUCAAACGCUUCCCAGUUAAUGUCAUUAUUAAACAAGUGGGGUCAGACGUCACUCUAGGACGACACGAAUCCUCUGAUGUGCUGCUAUACGAAAAACACAUGGCUCGAUGGUUUGCAAGCGUCACGUGCCGGACCAGCACUGCCAACAAGACUAGCUUUGUGCUGCGGAACACGUGUAAGGGAACGGCAGCCAAGAGAAUCGCCGUCACUGAUGCCAGAGGGAGAGUCAGUGAUGUCCUCCCCACCCAGGAAGUCGAGUUGGUGGACCAGGGGAGGUUCAGGCUGGAAGGGGUCGAGUUCACCAUUGGGAUCGAACUCGGGGACAUGAACUCUAAAACAUUUAUGCUUGAAGUCAAACCAUUAAAUGCCGGACCAUCUGAAGCUGUGGACAUUGGUGGACAUGUAAACGGUAUUGAAGGAGUACCAGGUGCUUUCGGGGAAAUUCCGAAUCUCGACACGCCGCAGUUCGGCUUGUCUGUUAGUGGUCAGAGUCAUGUUAUAUAUCCUCCUGAUCAGAUCACACCCAAGGCUGUGGCAUCCCAACCACUAGGCUCAUGUCCUGGUCAGGUGGUUGGUGUAGGUCACGGAAUAGGUGUAGGUCAUGCUGUUGGUGCUGGAGUAGGCCAUGGUAUUGGUGCUGGAGUAGCGCAUGCUGUUGGUGCUGGUGUCGAUCAUGGAGCAAGUGCUGGUGUAGCAUCUCAUCUGUACCAGACAGUACCUAAAUACUAUAAUGGGCCGGCAAUGACAUGUCACUGUAGUAACUCUUUUGGUCAUUCUGCCAUCCCUCAGUCAAGACUUGUAUAUUCUCCAUCUGUUGCGACACAACCCAUGGUGAACCAUCAGCCGCAUACGCCGCAUCAGGAUCAGCUGUUGGAACGAGGGUCCGGAUGUCAACCAUCUCCAUCCUUUUCAACACAUCCAUGUCAGCAUCAAGGACAAACAUACCAGCAGCCAGGUUCAGGGAUGACAAUGACUGCUCUGGCCAAUGCUCUUGCCAAUACACACGUUGCACAUCCAGCUGUCCAGUCUCCUAUCACUGCCAUAGUGACCACGCCCUCCUCCCAUGACCAAAGUCCAGUUUUGUACCCGAGCCCAACUUACCAAGGAUUCCGAUUUCCCCAAGCACAACCAAUGCAAAUGAAUCAACUGAACCAAAAUGGGGAUCUGCGGAAUUUACCCCGAGGACCACCUCUUGGGCAUCUCCACCAGUCAGUCAAUCUCCACAGCACAGGGCCAUCAAGUGGUCAGUCAGUCAACCUCCACAGCAGAGGGCAAUCAAGAAGUCAGUCAGUCCAUCUCCACCAAGCCGGUAUCCCGGCAAAUGUAGUGACCACUCAUGCAGUGGCAGAGGUGGGGGGAACUCAAGGUAGAUUCAGCGACCUGAACAACACUACACACAGAGAACCAAAGGAACACGAAGAGAAGUCCAAAUAGACACGACAACUGAAGAUGUGUGUUAUUUAUCACACAAGGGCAGAUCCAGCCUACUCUGUUAUUACUCAUAUUCAGACUAUCGGUGUUGUUAUUCAUGUAUGGCUUUUCCUGUGUGCUAAGCGUGUUUUCUAUACUCACAUCAAUCAACGGUUGUUGAUAUGGUAACUGCCAGACUGAUAUUAGACAUUCGUUUAUUGCCGUGAAUACUCACAAUUUGAGUCUAUUUCCGGACAGCAUGGGCCAGCUCUAAGAAAUAUAGGGCAAGGAGAUCUAUAUUGUUUCCUCUUACCGAGGCAAGGGCGUAAACUGACUGUAAAAUCCCAGUUUCCACCCUUGCCGAAUUAGGCUGGAAUUUCUGGGCUCGAUCGUGGCCCCACCUGUGGCUUUUGUAUGUUUUAUGUUCCUUCUGUAUUCCUGACCAAUCAGAUUCCAGUUUGAUGGUGGCUAAAAGGAAACAACCAAGAAAUAGUUAUAAGAUGGGGAUACGGGUUUUUGGACCUUAUGUUUGUAGUGUUUCGGCUACUGUUUUCAGCCAAGUGAAGUUUUGAUAAUGUUUGUAAUGUUUUGGUCAAACCAAUUUCAAGUGUCCCGUAUCCCGGCAGUUUUUUACUUGAUGUGUUUCCAGCAUUUUGCUCACCGAUGAAUAUUUAACAUUGACAUUAUUUGUGUUGAACGUCUUUCACUUUGACACCUACCAUUUCAAAGUAUUACUUAAAACGUAAUCUCAGCGUUACCCUGGUCAAUCUAUUACGUCGUUAUAGACGAUGUUGUUUUAUGGGCAUUGCAGACUCCUUAUUUGCACUAUUGUACGUUCACUCUGCUUGUCUCGAACUACUGAUUACUCGAGAUUUGAUGGUCCCCAGGUCUUCUAGUUAACGACGCUUCACUGUAU